This is a messenger RNA of Lactuca saligna, 1747 nucleotides long. The record is from the annotation of a GenBank genome assembly. NCBI's taxonomy places the organism in Eukaryota, Viridiplantae, Streptophyta, Magnoliopsida, Asterales, Asteraceae.
AGAAAGAUGAAGGUUUUUGUUUAAUAUCUUCUGUUAAUAUUUUUCAUUUACAAAGUGAACUCCUCUGUCUCCCAGCACUUCGUCGCCGGUACCUCCCGCCGCCCCCUCCUCGUCGGUUCGUCUUUCCCACUGGCGCUCUCUGUCGUUCACCGGCUCGACAAGAUAUCCUUCUACCUACUGUUCCACAGAAACAGCCCCUUAGUAGCGUGAGAGUGCAGCAGCCCAAGUUGCAGAUAUGGGGGAAGCCGUUAAAGAGGCAGGAGUGAUUGAGAACUUAAGGUCGGUGGUGUUCAAGGAAUCAGAGAGUUUAGAAGGCAGCUGUGCUAAAAUCCAGGGCUACGAUUUCAACAAUGGGAUUGAUUAUUCACAGAUUCUCAAAUCCCUAAUUUCCACCGGUUUCCAAGCUUCUAACCUCGGUGACGCAAUUGAAACCGUUAAUCAAAUGCUAGACUGGAGGCUUUCUCAUGAGAAAGUAACCGAAGAUUGCAGUGAGGAAGAGAGUAACCCAGCUUACAGAGAGUCUGUCAAGUGCAAAAUCUUUCUAGGCUUCACUUCAAACCUCAUUUCUUCUGGUGUUCGAGACAUUAUUCGCUAUCUAACUCAACAUCAUAUGGUUGAUGUGAUUGUGACAACAACCGGUGGCAUCGAGGAAGAUCUGAUAAAAUGUCUUGCAGACACAUACAGAGGUGAAUUUUCUCUACCUGGUGCUGCCUUACGCUCAAAAGGUCUUAAUCGUAUUGGCAACUUAUUGGUGCCAAAUGACAACUACUGUAAAUUUGAGGACUGGAUUAUCCCAAUAUUUGACCAAAUGCUUCAAGAACAAAAUACACAGCAUGUGUUAUGGACACCAUCAAAAGUAAUAUCGCGUUUGGGGAAGGAGAUUAAUAACGAGAGUUCUUAUCUAUAUUGGGCAUAUAAGAACGACAUUCCUGUGUUUUGCCCAGGCUUAACAGACGGGUCACUUGGGGACAUGUUAUAUUUCCAUUCAUUUCGCAAUCCGGGUCUUGUUAUUGAUGUAGUACAAGAUAUACGCGCGAUUAACAGUGAGGCUGUGCAUGCAAACCCUAGGAAAACAGGGAUGAUAAUUCUAGGAGGGGGGUUACCAAAACACCAUAUAUGCAAUGCAAAUAUGAUGAGAAAUGGUGCGGAUUAUGCUGUUUUCAUCAACACUGCUCAGGAGUUUGAUGGUAGUGAUUCUGGUGCUCGACCUGAUGAAGCUGUGUCAUGGGGGAAAAUACGGGGUUCUGCGAAAUCUGUCAAGGUGCAUUGUGAUGCAACUAUUGCGUUCCCUUUACUUGUUGCAGAAACGUUUGCUGGAAAGAGAGAGGGGGAGAUGAAAAAUGUUGAGUCGACUAAAGCUUUGGCUUGAAAAGGUUGUUGUUCAUGAGGUUGUCGGAGGACGUGCAAGAGAGCAAAGUUCUUAAAACGAAGGAUCUGAAAGUUGAGUCGGGGUCGUUUUGCAGGUUGUUGAUCGCUUGUAUUCUGUUGCGUAAGUCGGUAGCAACAUUCGUAUAAGUUGUUUUAAGGCUAUGGAGUCUUCUUUGUUCUUGGUGUAGCAUCGUUGUUAUGAUAAACUGUAUUUUGUUUUAUGGCUUGUUCUUUUUGGGUGUAAGCUGUGAUUCUGGCAUCCAUUUUGUUUGUUUGUUUCGGUGUGUGAUAUUUUUUUGUUGAUGCUGGUUGUUAUAUAGUGAGAUUUUUUGCUGAUACGUGUAGUCAACUCAAAUCACUCAUAAGUUAUGCUUUUUAC